Molecule: messenger RNA, 950 nt
Organism: Aspergillus aculeatinus CBS 121060
Lineage: Eukaryota; Fungi; Ascomycota; Eurotiomycetes; Eurotiales; Aspergillaceae
Exons: 2
Coding region: 339-950 (203 amino acids)
Source: RefSeq, a predicted model, not a curated record
AUUCACAAAGCUACACUCCUGAAGACACCUUGCACAUUCUGAGAUAAUCGUUCCAGUCGGCGGCUAGACCAAUCACUACCCCGGUUGUGCCUGACAAAGUGACAUGAUCCCAUCCAUGCAUCAAAUGCGGGGUAACACAAAGGAGGCCGGGGGGGUGUCAACAAAGCACAUAAUCCGACCACGCCCCGACCACCUUCUCUUCUCUUCCCUCGUCAUCGUCGCAAGCUCUCCAACAGACGCGCCAUCACUCUCACUCUCCCUACCUUUCGCAAGUUCGACUGAAUUUCCUCUACUUCCUCAUUUCCUCCCAUCCGCGCGAACCCUCCAACCAAUCACAAAUGCCAAGCUCAGCAGCCUCUAUGAUACGGUACACCCACGCCCGUCAGCCGCCGACCACCAACAUCGUCAAAUACCACUUCCCCAAGCAUCUGCUCCCAUGCUUUCGGACCGCCACCCUCCCGACCAUCAUGUCUCUCGCCUAUCGCGCGGCCAGUGCCGAGGGACAAUAUCCUAAGGCCAUCCUAAUCAGAUCCUCCAUCCACCUCACGCGGUACCAAAAAAGGGGCCGCACCAAACAGCUCCGGAACACCUGGCACAUGACCAUCUGCUACAAGAACACGACCCACCUGGCCAAGGGCUCGCACAUGACGGCGCAUGUCUACGUGAAGCACAAGCAUCACCCGGUGUUCCUGCGCGCCAAUUACGCCGCCGAGAAACCGGAUACGGCGAAGGAGGCGUCGGGGCGGCCAGUCUGGGGAUCCGUGGAGAGCUCGCGGUAUCUGACGCGCGAAGUCGCGUAUGGGUACCUUCCACAACAACGGGAGCUGGGGCUGUCGGGGGGGUGUGGCUGGGCGUAUGGAUCUCGUGAGAAGAGGCAACCUUGGCAAGGGCGAGGAGGGCUGAUUCGUUUUGUCUUGGUCCGCGAAAAGGAGGAUCUCAAAGAAUCAUAG